Coniosporium apollinis CBS 100218 is the source of this 1560-nucleotide messenger RNA. RefSeq lists its product as uncharacterized. Gene Ontology annotation, molecular function: carbohydrate:proton symporter activity. The transcript is spliced from 7 exons. Gene Ontology annotation, cellular component: membrane. Lineage: Eukaryota; Fungi; Ascomycota; Dothideomycetes. The record is from RefSeq and is a predicted model, not a curated record. Gene Ontology annotation, biological process: carbohydrate transport; transmembrane transport. Bases 1 to 1560 code for a protein of 519 amino acids.
AUGUUCGUAGCCUUAGGUGGCUUCACCUAUGGUUUCGGCUUCUCCGCCUUCGUCACUUGCCAAGGGCAGCCCGGUUUCUACUCAGAUUUCAAUCUGGACCCUGCUAGCACUCAUACUGCCCACGUCCUCGACGCUGUGAAUGCUCUCUUCACCGCCGGCGCCGCUAUCGGAUCCAUCGCUCAGUCUUUCAUCGCCGAUAAGUACGGACGCAGGAUCGGGCUUGGGAUUGCGGCUAUUUGUGCUCUUGUUGGUGCCGCAUUGACCGCUGGUUCCGUCACUAUUCCCAUGAUGAUUGUCGUCCGACUUCUUAUGGGGUUUGGCCUGGGCAUGGUUAUCUGCUUGGUACCUCUUUACCUUUCCGAAGUAGCCCCACCACGUCGACGAGGUCUACUUGCUGGCAUGACUGUACUGAGCUUUGGCACUGGCUACCUUGUAGUAGCGUGGAUCGCGGUGGGGACGUACUUUGCAAGCAGCCAGACUGUAGCGUGGCGUGUACCUCUUGCGUUGGCUUGUGUGGGACCUAUGGCCUUGUUAUGCGCUCUACCCGCGAUUCCAGAAACACCCCGCUACCUCAUUUGGGCAGGCAAGAAGGAGCAAGCAUGGAAAGUCCUGCACCGACUGCACCGCAAUCCACGCGACGCAGAAGAUCGUGUUGCUCAUGCAGAGUACACACAGAUCGUGCUACAGGUCGAGCAUGACAAGGAUCUCGGAGCUGGAUUCAUACAGAUGUUCCGACUACCAACCUGGCGGCGAAGAGCUUUCUCUGCGAUCUUCCUUCUAUUCGCCUCACAGUCGACUGGGAUUACAGGCAUUUCCAACUUUCUGCCUGUCAUAUUCUCUGGACUUGGCUUAACAGGCGUUAUGCCUCUCGUCAUGUACGGUGUCUGGACUACAAUCGGCACAUUAGCAGUAGCCGUGUCGAUCGUCAUAGUCGACCGUGUUGGCAGACGAACGCUUCUCCUCAUCGGCUACCCUCUUCUAGCAAUCUUGUUGCUAUCACAAGCGCUCCUGCAGAACGCCUACAUCAACCCCACCGACACUAACCCCAAUAAAGGCGGACUCGCUGCGUGUCUCUUAUUUCUAAUUCUUUACAUCAUCUGCUACCAAUGCGUUGACGCUCCAUCCUUCAUUUGGGCUUCCGAGAUAUGGCCCACGCCUAUCCGCGGCAAGGGUGUUAGCUUGUCCUUUUUCGCCUACUUCGUGGGAGGAUUAACGUAUACGACCCCAAGUGCGCUUGCAUUCAAAAACAUUGGCUGGCAUAUGUACCUCCUCUAUAUGGGUCUCUCCAUUAUUUCGGGAAUCCUUGUCUACUUCAUUAUCCCAGAGACCAAGGGGUUACCGAUGGAGGAACUGGCGGCCUUGUUUGGUGACGAAGUCAUGGUCCAUUUGACUGCAGACGACACGGGAUUUGUGGAAAGUGGUCCGAAAAUCCAGGCAAUAGGUGCCCAGGUAAUAGAGUUUGAGGAGAAGAUUGCAUAUGAAGAUGAGGAAGGCAGAGGGUCGCUUGAAGAUAGUGGCAAGAUUAGUGGCACGCAGUACCACGUUGAGACGGUGAAUUGA